Messenger RNA from Haliotis rubra (blacklip abalone), 944 nucleotides. RefSeq lists its product as uncharacterized. Bases 42 to 527 code for a protein of 161 amino acids. The record is from RefSeq and is a predicted model, not a curated record. Lineage: Eukaryota; Metazoa; Mollusca; Gastropoda; Lepetellida; Haliotidae. The transcript is spliced from 4 exons.
UGUCGGCUGACGUCAGGUCAACCGUGUACUGUUACGGCGUCAUGAACGGCAGUCAGAACGCCUGGGACGUCGUGUACAACGCUUCCCUCAACAGAUCAUUGUCCUCCAGUCAUAAGAAGGCGUUAGAUCGGGCACUGGGGUGCGCAAGUGAGCCUUCGAUGAUUGAACGGCUGCUGGAACGAUUCCUUCCUGCCGGGACGCCCGAUCUGGGCCAGAGAGACGCCAUCUUGUAUACCCUGACCAGAUCUCACCGUGCCAGGGACGCCGUGUGGACGUACAUCCAGGAACAUCCCAACAGGCAGAAGUUCGAUUUACGGCCCAUUCUUGCUGGAGCUAAACACCUGCAUAAAUCAGAAGUGUUUACACAACAGCUGGCAGAAAUGUUUCUCAACGCCACCGGCGGCGAUGCGACACUGCGGGAUGAAGCUCUGAGUUCAAUAAGAAGCAAGAUGGCCGCCUUCAGGGAGCUUGAGUCUCAUCUUGAAGUCUGGCUGACAGAGGCUGGAUAUUCUUCAUACAUUUCAUAGUCCUAUGUUUGAUUGACGGUUUAAUUAAUUUAUGUAUUUACAACGCUUGCUGAAGUAAGUUCUGCAGAUUUGAUUUUUGUUUGUUUGUUGUUAACGCCGCAUACAGCAAUAUUCCAGCAAUAUGGCGGCGGUCCGUAAAUAAUCGAGUCUGGACCUGACAAUCCAGUGACCAACUGCAGAUUUGAACAUACAUACGAUGUAUUGCUCAUGUGUAGCUUGUGAGAGUAGCUGUGUUUUCGCCACUUUUAAUACCAGAAAAUGGCUUCUCAUAUUUUACCUAUGUCGGGAUUCGAACCUGAGUCUUCAUUGCGGAGAACGAACGCUUUAACUUAGGCUACACAACCAUCUCGCUUUUGGCAUGGACUUUUUUUAUCCAUAUGAAAAAGCUAUCAGUUUUUGUGAAUAAAAAUUCUAAUG